Wallemia mellicola CBS 633.66 is the source of this 2349-nucleotide messenger RNA. RefSeq lists its product as hypothetical. NCBI's taxonomy places the organism in Eukaryota, Fungi, Basidiomycota, Wallemiomycetes, Wallemiales, Wallemiaceae. The coding region runs from base 1 to 2283 and encodes 760 amino acids. The record is from RefSeq and is a predicted model, not a curated record. The transcript has 3 exons. Gene Ontology annotation, cellular component: Golgi medial cisterna; membrane; Golgi trans cisterna.
AUGCAGUCAAUACUUAAUAGAUUCACGAACAAUAGUAAAAUAAACUUCAGACUAUCUGAUAGCGGGAUUAAUAGACUCAAACUCGAGUUGGUUCAGCUCGACGAUACCGAUUACUGGAGUAGAUACUGGACAGAGAGCUUGGAUGAUCUUAUUACAAAGGCUGAUUUGUUAGCUGCAAUACCCCAAAAUAUUCACUCUUUGCUCUACAGAUUGACCGAUAAACUCAAUAGCAUGUUGUACGCACCUACGAGCAAAUUAGUAGAGCCAGCCGAGUGUUUAAACAUCUACAAGUUAUUGGUUAAGAUCCUCACAGUUUAUUAUGAGUCUGACCGCUUUGAUGGUGUCUCAAAGCUCUCCUAUAACGAUCAACCACUCUUACAGUCCUUGUUAUGGGCACUGGUCGAUAGUCUUUAUGCUAUAGGGCUUACGGUACCUGAUGAGUAUAUCCUCCCACCGGGGCAAGCUCCCACAGCUAUCAACCACCUCAUUUGGGCUAAAGGUGUUGGUUCGUCGACCAGUAUCACCAGCAAUUCUUCAUUAGAUACAAACAAAGCUAUAAUCCUGUCGACUAUACUGGCUGUUUUGGGUCCAGGAUUGUUUUCAAGCCACCAAGAUCUCUUGCAAGUGCAGUCUAGCAUUGCAAAACCGUUAUCCAGUUUGAAUAGGAAGACCACUUUGACUCUUUUGGCGUCACUCAUUAACCAGUCAUUUGCUGAAUACUCUUUCCGCUUUACUCAAGUCACCGUAGAGGAAUCCAACUUAUCAUUACUCUCAUUAGACCUUCUCUUACUGCUUUUGAACGACGAUGGGUCUACUUUUAGCAAAUCACUGUCAAAACUACAUAGACAACAGGAUUUCGAUUUCAUUUUAACUCGUUCAUUAGAGAUAAUCGACCAGAAUAAUGCAAAUGACAACUCAAGUGCGAUCAAAUAUGGUUUCCAAACUGUUGCUCAAUCGACUGGUAAGAGAAGCAUGAAAUCACCAAGCAACGUACAGUUGUGGCUCUUUCUCUGGAGAUGCUAUCAUCUUAAUACCAAAUUCGCGAUUUAUCUCAGUCAACAUGGACAUUAUCAUCCAAUCGCGACACGCUUAUUGAACACAUUAAAUUAUGUAAAAGAUAAGAAGCAGGACUCUACAUUGGUUACUCUUCUCGUUUCUUUCCUUCAAACUUUGAGUGUAAAUCAAGAUUUCGGAAAAGCACUCGAUAGUCCAAUAUCAUUCACCGAUGGUUCGUCCACUUUGUCGGAUCUAUUGGUAAAUACCACAUAUAGCGUACUCACUGCAAACGUACACCCGGCAUCUUACUCACCGAUUAUGGCUUCUUUGUCUAAUCUAAGCAUAUACCUAAAACACCUUUCGCAAUUAUCCGCUGUGAGGUUAUUAGCCAUAUAUAGAGCUCUAGCAUCACCUCAUUUCCUUUUCGCUGAUAAGGGUAAUCCACGCUAUUUGUUCUACAUGCUUGAUAUUUUUAAUGGGAUCAUAUAUGAGCAACUGAACAAUAACCCGAAUGUAAUCUACGCAAUUUUACUCAACAGUGAAUCCCUGCAAGCGUUAGCUACGUUAACGUUGCAAAAAGGUCUGAGUAUGAUCGAGGGUAGUAGAAUUUCCAGUCUGGAUUAUGGAAAUGCGACGACGUCCGGUAACAACAAGCUCUCAUACCCACCUCAAAGGUCUAUAAGCACGCCAUUGACCAAUUAUCAAAUGUCUGAAAAGGCAAAGGGCAAACAAGCUGAGCAUUUGCGCACAGCCAGUCAGAUGUCAGACCCUGGUAAUGACAAAAAGAUAAACUUUAUUGGUGAUGUUCCUGGAACCAUCUGCGGAUACAAAACAAUGAUCAAGAAUGAUACCCCAUUCGUUGCAACCGAGGAUUGGGUGAUGAGUUGGGUGGCUACCCUCCCAUUAGAUGCUAUCUUGUUGGCUGUAACAGAGUUAUUGCCAAUUAUAAAGAAAGAAAUGAGCAAUUCAUCCGCGUUAGCUGAACUCAGAAAUGCGAAUAUUUCACAAGAGUUGGGUAAUCACAAUAAAACGCUCGACAAUUUCAAAUGGACAGAAGCAUGGAUGAUAUGGCGCACUAUAGCGAUUUGGAGCAGUGCCUACAUAAAUGCCAUACAAAAUUGGUCGUCAACUAGCGUAAAAUUAUUUGGCGUCACUCAUCAGGAAGGUAUCAGACAACAAAUAAACAAACAAGUUGGAAUAGUUGCUAACAAUGUUGGAAUUUCUCGUUUCCUGAGUGUCGGUAAUGGUCGACCAAGCCAGAAUAGAAGCACGACUGGAUACGAUUGAUGGUAUUAUAAUAACAUACCAGUGACAAUUUAAUGUAGAAUAUAAUACGAUGAAUUUUUUCUCUCG